CGACGGCCGACAUGGACAUCGCCAUCCAGCACCCCUGGUUCAAGCGUGCCCUGGGCCCCUUCUACCCCAGCCGGCUGUUCGACCAGUUCUUCGGGGAGGGCCUGUUUGAGUAUGACCUGCUGCCCUUCCUGUCGUCCACCAUCAGCCCCUACUACCGCCAGUCCCUCUUCCGCACCGUGCUGGACUCCGGCAUCUCUGAGGUCCGAUCCGACCGGGACAAGUUUGUCAUCUUUCUGGACGUGAAGCACUUCUCUCCCGAGGACCUGACGGUGAAGGUGCUGGAGGACUUCGUGGAGAUCCACGGCAAGCACAACGAGAGGCAGGAUGACCAUGGCUAUAUCUCCCGCGAGUUCCACCGCCGCUACCGCCUGCCUUCCAACGUGGACCAGUCCGCGCUCUCCUGCUCCCUGUCGGCGGACGGCAUGCUGACCUUCUCUGGCCCCAAGAUCCCGUCCGGUGUGGACGCCGGCCACAGCGAGCGGGCCAUCCCGGUGUCGCGGGAGGAGAAGCCCAGCUCUGCACCCUCGUCCUGAGCGCGGCCUCAGCCUCGGCUGCCACCCACUGCGGCCCCCGCGGCCCGUCCACCUGGGCCUAGGCAGGGGCGUUGGUCUCCCCUGCUUUCCUCUUUUUCGUCUCCUUCUCCUCUUCUCCCAGGGAAUGCAGGUUUGAGAGAGUAGUCGGGGGGGCUUGGGGCCUUGGCCUGCGGUGCUGAGACCUCAGAGUGACCCGGACCCCAACCCCGGCCGGCUGGUGGAAGUGACC
Messenger RNA from Camelus dromedarius (Arabian camel), 762 nucleotides. It is a transcript of the gene CRYAA, whose product is annotated as crystallin alpha A. Gene Ontology annotation, cellular component: cytoplasm; nucleus. The transcript has 3 exons. The record is from RefSeq and is a predicted model, not a curated record. Gene Ontology annotation, molecular function: structural constituent of eye lens. The coding region runs from base 12 to 533 and encodes 173 amino acids. Gene Ontology annotation, biological process: protein refolding; negative regulation of apoptotic process; lens development in camera-type eye. NCBI's taxonomy places the organism in Eukaryota, Metazoa, Chordata, Mammalia, Artiodactyla, Camelidae.